This is a messenger RNA of Trichophyton rubrum CBS 118892, 1727 nucleotides long. RefSeq lists its product as uncharacterized. The transcript has 4 exons. The coding region runs from base 567 to 1727 and encodes 386 amino acids. Gene Ontology annotation, biological process: double-strand break repair; DNA recombination. Gene Ontology annotation, molecular function: DNA binding. The record is from RefSeq and is a predicted model, not a curated record. Lineage: Eukaryota; Fungi; Ascomycota; Eurotiomycetes; Onygenales; Arthrodermataceae. Gene Ontology annotation, cellular component: nucleus.
GCAACACUUGGCUCCAGGGGAGCGCAGCGGCGGCGCUGCAGCUUGCAGUAGCGGUUAAUGCUUGAGCUGGGGAGUCGAUGGGAAGGCCAAAUCACAGGGAAGAUGCUAAAUACGUAGUACAGCUCACUGGCUGAUUUUUCCUUGGGCCUCGUUGGGCAGGGUUGGUGCUGGCCAGCGAUUAAAAGUGUCAGCAGGCAAUUGGACAACUCGCGAAGCUCUCACUGAAUGUAUGCUGGCCUGUACCCAAAUAACACCCGAUAUAUGCACUCUAGACCUGUCGUCUGCUCUCCUGGCGCGUCUGUGGCUUUUUUCUGGCUUCUUUCUGGCUUCUUUCUGGCUUCUGUCGAGCUUUCUCAUCGCCUCGUUCUUUCAGCGGGUGAUAUCAGUCAUGUGACCGACCUUAUCGCAACAACUAGGCAGCAGCUACAACGACUUUAUAAACGAACGACUUCAUCUGACACCUUUAUUCUUCUCUUAAGUUUGGAGUUAACACCCCAAUUUCCCUUGGUUUAUUGAUUGGGUAGCUUGUGUUGCACUGCGUUGGUGAUUUUCGCAGUCCGUCAGCAAUGUCUCAGGAUAGUAUCCUUCGUAUUCCUCGAAGUGAUAGUUCUGGCGACUAUGCUUUGAUCAAGGUAUCAAAGUCUGGAGCUUCUGACUUGGACUUGCAGCUUGUUGGGACCGAGGGAGAGACCCCAUAUGUUGGAUCCCUGACCUCGAGUGGAAUCAAGAAACUACGAGCGAAAAACUACCGGGGUGAUGACGAUGAGUGGGUUGCAAUACUCUCCUAUUCCUUUGAUCGGAUACGAGAAUCCAGUGCAAACGCAGAAUGGAUCUCCGGGCUAGAAGUCCUGGCGGCAGUACAAGGCGAUGGCGAUGAAGAAAACAAGGAACUACAUAUCACCUUGAGAAAACGGAUUGAUUCAAUCACGCAAAAACUAGGAACUGUUGUCUUGAAACAGGACGAUGAGCAAGCAAUUGAACUGUAUGGAUGGACCGGAAUGGCCAUAUCCAAGGCGAAGGCAUUAGAACAACAAGUUUCUAACCUGCAAUUAAAAUAUCGUGAAGCAGAAGACACAAUCAAUAAGUUGAAAGCUCAGUUGGAAGAUUUCAUUGAAACCAAGAACCGACACGACGAACAGUUAAUCGGGAAGUUUGUUUGUCUUCUAAAUGAGAAAAAAUCCAAGAUUAGAAGCCAACAGCAUCUAUUGAUAAAAGCCAAAAAGGAUCCAGACACAGCACAAGAAGUGGCAACAACGGAAGCACCACAGAAAGCAACCGGUAAACCGGCCACGAGUAGACUAUCCAAGCGAAAAGCAGACGAACCUCCGCCCGAAGAAUCGGAAAGCGAUGACGGUUUUGAUGCAAUGGAUAUAGACAAGAAAGAUGUUACUGCUACCUUAGACGAGGGCAGUACCACAGAUGAAAGACAGGACACACCACAACCUCUCGAGGAUGAGACAGCAUCGGAAAUAGAUGAUGAGGCACCCCCUCGUCCUCCCACCUCAAAGAAGGGAGGAAGGGCGCAAACAAUUUCCAGGACGACGAAAGCUGCUGUCACUCAGGAUGUUAAGCGGCCACGGAACGCGCCUGAACUGUCCGCAAAACCUGAAAUCUCAGAGCCGCCCCCUCCGCGAGAAUUACCGUUCAGUAAGAAAAGAGCUGCUGAAAAACCAGUUAUUGAAAGCAAUGAAGGUGAUGCAACCGAUUCAGGGGACGAUGAACUCUAA